CCCGAAUCUUGACCGUCGUGGCUUGUGAUGGGGGCGGCGGAGGUGUCGAUCGUGCCUCAAUCGCCAAUGUCAGGAAAAGGGCUCCGGGACAGAGCCUGACUCAGCGGAAUCUGCCUGCAACCGUUCCGCCAUCAAUCCAUCAAUCCAACCAUCCCAUCCAUCCGUUAUCCAUCCACGCUUUUCCCUUCAAAUGCGAGCUUGCUUCACCCUCAUCCCACCCAGUCUGCGUCACUGAUAGAUGUCUUGCGUGGCGUGCCCUCUUCCCUCCCUGCUUGUCCACCAGUCCAUGCCGCGACAGGAUCGCUCCUGGCCGUCGCAUCAUGGCGGCUGUCAACCGGAACAUGUUUGACGCAAGCGUCACCACCGAUCGCCCGCAAGGGGCUCCGCUGAUGGUCCUGCCACUGAAUCUGAUAGCAGUGAUUGUCUCCUACGUGGAUGAUCCCGGGGAUCUCGCCCGUCUCUGUCGAACAUGCCGCGUCCUCAACUACAUGGCCCUGCCCCAGCUCUACAAACACAUCACCCUGACCUCUUAUGACAAGAUUCGGUAUCGGGAUGAGGAGCCUGAGGGAAUGGGCAGCGCCAGUCCAUUCUCGAUGGGACUGAACGCCAUCAUCACCCGUCCUUAUGCCACACUCGUACGGUCGCUGACGCUCCGGGGCAACUGGCGGGAGCUCGAGCUGGAGGAACACGCGCGCGUGGGCCGCGUGCCGGACUCGUCGAUGAUGCUGAACAUCGCGGUACGCGCGGCGGUGGAUAAGAUGACGGAGCUGGAAAGCUUCAGUUGGGAGCUCAACACCAAGAUGCUGGAAACCGUCUAUGUCGGGCUGGCCCGGUUGCCCAAGCUGACCGCGCUGACCUUACGGUUCCCCUCAAGUCGCCAUCCCCGGCCGACGAUCGUGAUCCCGCCCAUGCCGCACCUCCGAUACCUCAAAAUCACCGAUAUCGACCCCCUUUGCUAUCCAGAUGACAUCUCAACCCUCUUGUGGAAGUGCCGCAAGUUGCGGGAACUCAACAUGCAUUGGUCUCCCCGAAUGCGGAAUGCGCAGGAGCCCAGUGUCAUGGUCCACGACUACUUUCGCAAGUGCAUCGCUGCGAAACAGCCGCUCUCGAUCAAGAAGCUCGGCCUCCAGAAUCUGUACGCCUUGCACACGGAAGACUUCAAUCGGGCUGUCGAUAACAGCACCGUCGAGGAAGUGACCGUUCUCAACAACAGCGGAGCGGAGCUUUCGAUGAACACCUUUGUGGACAGCACUUGGCCCUCGGCGCCAGUGUUCCGCAUCCGCAUCAAAUCCAUGCGGCAGGAUGCUGUCUCCCGGAAGCAUGCCGAUUUCCUCAACAAUUUCACUGGGCUGGAAAGGUUAUACUUUGUCAAUGCCACCCUGAAUCCCAACGACGACAUCAACUCCCCUCGGCCUCUAACCUCCAAUACCGUACUCACUCCUCCCGCGUCCGACCUCUCACGGUCCGCCAGCAAUGGAUCCUUUACCACUUGUUCCAAUUCACCCAGCUUGCAUGCCAGCACCCGCGAUCUUUACCUGAACAACAUCACGAUGAAUCACGCCGCCACCUUACGACACCUCUUACUUCCCGCUCGUUGGCCGCUCUCCGCACCGACGGUGGCGCGCCUCGUCCACGCCAGCCCGCAAUUAGAACAGCUAGGCUUCGCCACGGAGUUCUCCGAUCUGGAAGCAUUAGGACUUCUGCUCCCUUUCCUCCGAAAUCUGAAAGCGCUGCGCCUUCUCAUUCCGACCAACUCUACGCCAUCCGAUGCGGGUCGUGGUCCCCCGCCUGCAAAAACACUCAAAUACUCCUCCCAGUCGGCCAACGCCUUAGGUUCGGCCCUGACUAUCUCCGACCUCGUAGACGCCGACGAUGAGAUCCUGAUCGCCAGACUUAGCGAGUCCCUUGCAGACCAGCAGGUUUUUCACCGGCUGAAGAUUAUUGGCUUGGGCCGGAAAGGCUUCCAGCUAGGCGAUUACUAUACGGUCUCGGCCGAACAGCCGGACUCGCACGGACAGGUCCAACUACAAACGCCCACGGGCUCCCGCGCGACCAGUGCCGAGGCUAAUGUGGGCUAUGAGAAGAGUCCGGCGGCCGAGGUUCCCUUCACGCCAGCCAACGGACAUACGGCCGUGGUGCCGUCGCAAACAAACGGCCACCCACCCUCGCUACUCGGCAAACGGGCGCGAGAAGACGACUCCCCUGCUACGGAACAGGGAGAAGCCAAACAAAAUCCAGACGAAGAGUCAAUGGAACAAAGACUCAAUAAUCCCUGCGUACCCCAAUUGCUCCGCGAUGGUCGGUUCUGGCGCCGACGCGUGCGACGAGUGGGGUGGGAGGUACUGAAACAUUGGGAGAUCUGGGGACUAGACAAACAGGAGUUAUAA
Aspergillus sclerotioniger CBS 115572 is the source of this 2387-nucleotide messenger RNA. RefSeq lists its product as uncharacterized. Lineage: Eukaryota; Fungi; Ascomycota; Eurotiomycetes; Eurotiales; Aspergillaceae. Bases 321 to 2387 code for a protein of 688 amino acids. The record is from RefSeq and is a predicted model, not a curated record. Gene Ontology annotation, molecular function: protein binding. The transcript is spliced from 2 exons.